Messenger RNA from Chenopodium quinoa (quinoa), 2891 nucleotides. Its product is annotated as ETHYLENE INSENSITIVE 3-like 1 protein. The transcript is spliced from 2 exons. Gene Ontology annotation, molecular function: DNA-binding transcription factor activity; DNA binding. The record is from RefSeq and is a predicted model, not a curated record. Bases 353 to 2479 code for a protein of 708 amino acids. NCBI's taxonomy places the organism in Eukaryota, Viridiplantae, Streptophyta, Magnoliopsida, Caryophyllales, Amaranthaceae. Gene Ontology annotation, cellular component: nucleus.
GAUACUGUCCACCAUCUUAGACAACCCCACAACCUCCAUUUCCUCUCUCUUACCCUCUCCAUUUUGUCCACCACCAUUCCAAAAAAGAGAAAAAAGCUCUUCUCUUUCUCUCUCUGCUUUAUCUCUCUAAAAUCAUUCACCUUUACUAGAGUUUGAGAUCAUCCAUGGGAGCAACGUAGAGGCUGAGCAAAUAAACCCCCUUAUAUUUCUAUACUUCUUUUUGGUGGAAUUUCUUCUAUAAGUAGGGAGAUUAUUUGACUUUACCUUCACCGGAGCGAUUAACAAGUCGUCGGUCAUUCAUUUAAACAUCUGUUGCUAGUGUCUUUCCUUAGUUUCCUUGAGGUCUUUGAAGAUGAUUUCAUCGGCAAAAAUGGGUUUGCUUGAUGAUAUGGGUUUUUGUUCAAGCUUUGAUUUCUUUGCUCCUCCCCCUUCCAUGGCGGAGGAGGGAGAAGCUGGCCGUGAAGCUGAACAAGAAGGGACUGGUGAUGAGGACUACUCUGAUGAAGAGGUAGAUGUUGAUGAGCUUGAGCGGCGUAUGUGGAGAGACAGGAUGCUUCUGAAGAAGCUUAAGGAACAGAGCAAAGAUAAGGCCAAAGAAGGAGUUGAUGCAGCUAAGCAGCGUCAGUCACAGGAGCAGGCUCGUAGGAAGAAGAUGUCAAGGGCACAGGACGGGAUUCUGAAAUACAUGCUGAAAAUGAUGGAGGUCUGUAAGGCCCAGGGUUUUGUUUAUGGGAUUAUUCCUGAGAAGGGAAAACCUGUUAGCGGAGCCUCUGACAAUCUGCGAGCCUGGUGGAAAGAGAAAGUUCGAUUUGACAGGAAUGGUCCUGCAGCCAUUGCCAAGUAUCAAGCAGAUCAUUCCCUCCCAGGGAGCGAAGAGGACUGCAAUGCAUUGGCUUCAACUCCUCACACCUUGCAGGAGCUCCAAGACACUACACUUGGAUCUCUAUUAUCAGCUCUGAUGCAACACUGUGAUCCACCGCAGAGGCGGUUCCCCUUGGAGAAAGGUGUUCCCCCACCCUGGUGGCCCUCUGGAAAUGAAGAAUGGUGGCCUCAGUUGGGCCUCCCAAAGGAUCAAGGAGCACCACCAUAUAAGAAACCUCAUGAUCUGAAGAAGGCGUGGAAGGUUAGUGUUCUUACAGCUGUCAUCAAGCAUAUGUCACCUGAUAUAGCAAAGAUCAGGAAGCUUGUUCGUCAGUCCAAGUGUCUGCAGGAUAAGAUGACAGCCAAAGAAAGUGCUACAUGGCUUGCCAUCAUCAAUCAGGAAGAGGCUUUGGCCCGGAAACUCUAUCCUGAUCGAUGCCCACCUCCAACUGCUGGUGGUGGUGGGUCCUUGGUCAUUAGUGAUACUAGUGACUAUGAUGUUGAAGGGGUUGAAACUGAUCCUAACAGUGAAGUGGAUGACAGCAAGCCACAGAAUAUCAAUAUCUUCAAUUUUGGUGUUGGCGCAGAGAGGGAGAAAUUCAUGGCUACUAAUCCUAUGAUGACUUCUAACCCUAUGAUGGCUUCUGUGAUUAAGGGAGAGGUCAUUGAUACCCAUGUUUCAGAAUUUACUGAAAAGAGGAAGCAGCCAUCUCCUGGGUCUCAUAUGGUAUUGGAUCAGAAGAUUUUUGUUUGCGAGUAUCCUCAAUGCCCUUAUGGGGAUAGCCGUCUUGGUUUCCUUGAUCGGAACUCAAGAAAUAAUCACCAACAGAACUGCCCGUAUAAGUUUAGUUCUCCUACUCUCGGUGUUGGAGCAACCAAUUUCCAGAGAAAUAACAUUGAAGCUUCAAACUUUCCUACAUCCUUUGCACAACAGGAGAAGCUGCCUCUCCAAUCUGAGAAUCAGGCACCAGCUACCUUCAGUGUUUCUGGCCUUGAAAUUCCUGAAGAUGGUCAAAAUCUGAUAAGCAAUCUGAUGUCAGUGUACGAUACUAGCACCCCUCAGAGCAAGAAUGUCAGUGCAGGGAACGCAAACUUUAUGGAAAAUAAUCAGAUGGGUGGAAGCUUUGUUAACCAAGGUGCUAUGUUUGGAAACAAUGCUUCCCAAGGAAUGAACAUAAAUACUAUGAAGGAUCAUAAUCAGAUGCAACCAAAGGUGUCUCAGUUCCAAAUAGAAAAUGCCUUUUUAGCUCAAGGGAUGGCCUUAAAUGGGAACAACAAUCAACAUCAUAAGCAUCAGUUUCCAAUGGGCGGCGUUGUUUUCCAAGGAACAAAUGUAAACCAGCCUGAACAGAAAAUUCAGCCGCUUGCAAUCGACAACAGCUUCUCCAACCAGAGAGCAGUGCCCGGGGGCAAUGUUACCCACCAGGGAAAUAACAUGGGCGGUUCUGUUUACCCGUCAAAUGCAAUUCAGCUGGAUCAUUGUAGGGCUUUUGAUCCUUCUUAUGGGAUGACUCUGAAUGACAACAUGGCAGACUUCGGAUAUGGCACCCCAUUCAACCUCUCAACAAUCGAUUUCGACCAGCUCUCGAGGCAGGACAGCUCUAUCUGGAACCUGUAAGUGAAGGAUUUGGCCAUGAAGGAAGUCGAAAUCGAGGAGUAACCAGCAAGCUGUACAUUCUGAGAAGGAGAUUGCUUUUAGAUCUCUUCUUUCAAAUAGGUGAAAGCUUCGCCUGCUUAAUUUUUAGCUUUGAUUUUUAUCCUUUUCUUUUCUUUUUAGAUUAUCUGAAGAACCAACAUAGUAGACUUCCUUCCAUUUUACUUUCUUGCAUCCAUAUAUCCCAUCUAGCAGUAGUUGAUGUUUGGCCUCACUCUGAUGGGAGAAGGCCUUCUGGUUUUAAACUUUAUUUUUACUUUUCCGACUAUAUAAUUUAUGAUGUAGCAAUCUUGAUAAACCCACAGUAUAUAAUAUAAAUAUGUUUUGAUCUACAAUCACCCCUUGCUUAAUUGUAAUUUUUCUUGUAUUAUGCUCA